AUGUCUUCAAUUCAUCCUUCUCACUCAUCUCCUGCUGGCGAAGGGCAUAAUUCUGCUUCUGAACUAGCUUCAUCAAUUAACAAUUCUUUCAAACAAACUACUUCUAUCGACAAUACCUUCGAGAAAACUACUUCUCACGAGAAACCCUCUGAAUCAGCUACCUCUCGAGAGAAUCCUUCAGAAUCACCUUACAAUAAUAACAAAAUGGGUACUAUUACUUCCAAGCUCGUUCCUGAUAUUUCUGAUAUUAUCGAUGAAGAAGUCCAAAAUUUCAAGCGCAGCAAAAACAAAAAGACGGUCAAAUUUGAAGAUACUCCUGACCUUGGUGAGCUUCAAAUCCCAGACCGAGAUCGUUUCCCGCAUCGUAAGUCCAAGGCCCAGAAGGCCCGUGACCUCAAAAACGCAGUCGAGGAAGAUUAUGACGACAACUGGCUCACGGAGUCAGAGUCCGACGGUGAAACUUCCGGAGAUGGUAAAAAAUUCGGCUUGUCCAAGGCCCAUCGCGCCGCUUCACGUCGCCGUCUCGCUGCCCUGAAUGCUCGCCAACGCAUCUUCAAGGAGGAUUUGAAGGAGAGAAAGAACAUGCCGGUUCUUCCCAAAGAAGAAAAUCGCUUUAUCGACCGUAGCUUUCGUCAUGGCCUCCAAGAUUCCAUCAAAGGAUGGAAAGAUGUCAGGUUUUUUACGACCAAGGAAACUGCUUCAGAUCUCCGCCUCGAUCAUGCUUUCAGCGGUCCACGAGGACCACCAAGAGGCUCUCGUACUGAAUACCAAGGACCUCCAACUACUUAUCGCGAUCUUUCUCGUCGCGCUUGCAAACCUCAUGCUGCUACUUGGCCUGAGAUCAAGGAACUCCUUCAAAAACGAGGUAUGGAUACCAAGGAGUUCGAGGAACGUGGAAGGGAGGAAGAGGAGCGACUUAUCCAGCUCCUCAGACUCCACGAGGAAGGCUGUCGUGCCAAGCGUGCCGGAGCGAAAUACGAUGACUUCGGCGAUGAGCUUGGGGACAGUGACGAGGACAAUGACCAUGAUGUCGAACAUCACAGCGGCGAGAGCAGUGACGAGGAAGAGGCGGGAUUUCUCCCGCCUCCUGUAAUGACCGGGUGGGACUACGUCAACCCACUCAACUGGUCCCUCGACUUGGUCCCAGAGUGGGUCCAAGAUUUCUUCAUUUGGGCUCAACAAGCUGAGCACCUCUACGACGACGACACCGACUGGUGCCAGAUCAUCUUUAUGAUGGUCAUUUUCUGGCUGGGGGGUCUCUUUACCCUGCUCAUCGUUUGGGUGAUGAGCAGGGCAAUGAUGGCCACCGGCCAGUGGAGGAUGGAUGAGCCCGGGCAUCCAGUUCCAAUCUAA
Molecule: messenger RNA, 1353 nt
Organism: Orbilia oligospora ATCC 24927
Lineage: Eukaryota; Fungi; Ascomycota; Orbiliomycetes; Orbiliales; Orbiliaceae
Exons: 3
Coding region: 1-1353 (450 amino acids)
Source: RefSeq, a predicted model, not a curated record